UGGUCAGUAGUUGUUGGUGUUGACAACAUCUUUAUGCAAUUCAAUAUACGUACGUACCCUAUUAAAAAUAAAGAUUUUUAACUAAAUUUGGCUAAUACAACAAGCCAGUUCUUAGCAUAUACUGAACAGAAAGGAAAACUCAACCGAUUUCUAGCAUUUCAUACUUUAUUUAAUGGCAUCAUCGAGUAAUUUGAAUGAAGCAAUGUCGGUGGACAAUAUGGAGGAAAUUCUUGCUGGUGUCGGCAGACAAGAAGCUUUAAAACGUAGAGCUUUUAAGAAGCGCCGCAAAAGAAAUCAAACGAAAAUUUUUUACCUGUUGGAAAAUGCGGGCAAAAUAAGCGAAGAAAGCGAUACGACUGAUGAAGCUUUGAGGGAUUAUAUGGAAAACAUCGCAGCACAAAGUGACUCAGAUUUGGAAAAUUCUAUUGCUAAACGUCUUUCUUCGUUGCGUUGCCAGCUAAAUAAUCUAACGAACGGCUGUUCUGACGCUUAUCCGAAUACAGAGAAAGCGGAGAGCGACUCAUGUGCCGAAAUUAACUAUCACAAAAAGAGAAGAAAGCGAAAACGUAAACUGAAGAAAAUGUGUAAUGGCAGCAGUAUAAGUAAUAAUUAUGGAGGCUCGUCUGUAACUCUACAACCUAGCAUGCUGAAGAUGCCUUUUUCGAUGAACGUUGAUACCACUGAAGCUCGAGAUAUUAACAGCAGUAAGCACAUCAUUCUUAGAGCUCAUCGUAGCAGGUUGAAUGAUGACGACUUCUUGGCAGAUGCUGAAAAUGGACACACAAGCAGUUGGGGUGAAAAUUUAAACAACUUGCCAAUGUCUAUAUCACGUUCCAUGGAAUGUUCAACAUGGCCUGAAUUACCAGACAUGGAGGCCUGUCAUGCAAUGGAUAGGCAAUCAGAGUCUUGUAACGAGAGCAUGCAUGUUGUGAAGAAUAGCAUGUCAUCGAGCAGUGAUGAAGAUGUUUUUACCAACGAUGAAGGUCAGUUUGGUGAUGAUGAAAGAGAAGAAAGUUGUUAUGAAACAGAUUCCCAAUGCAAUUGGCUGCAUACUGCUGCAAACAGUGAUGAUGAUGAACAGAAAUUUCAUAAACUAUAUCGAGAAACUUUGGAAUAUCUUAAAUCAAAACCUUUUUUUCUAGAUGAAGACCAAGUUUCAAAUCCACGAACAUCUGGGUCCAGUUUUUUAAGAUCUGAGAUGGGGCCUUUAACAAUGCUCGAGGUUAAUAAACGAAUAAAGAAAUUCCUGCAAGAUCCUACUAAAGUGGAGUUACGUCUUGCACAUGUCAAAAGGAAAGAUAAAGAGGAGUUAUCUCAGCUGGCAGAACUCUACUCUCUUCACUGUAAGAUGGAAGAUUCACCAAGAAGGGGAACAGUGAUACUUAUAAAAACCAGGAGCACAAGUAAACCAGCUCAGUCAGCUUUGUGUCAUUUACUGGGCAGACCAUUCAGAGAAAUGUACAAGCACGAUUCUCACGUUUGUAGCCCUGGAAUCGAUGUCAAAAGACGAAAGAAGGCAUCAUCCUUUGUUCAUGGUUUAGUCGGUGAAAGUGCUCCACCUUUGAGUGCAAAUAAUACUGGUUAUAGAAUGUUGCAGACCAUGGGUUGGGCACUGGGUCAAGGUUUGGGACCCACCAGCUCGGGGAUACGCGAGCCUGUAGAAGCAUUUAAACGGCCCGGGCGUAUUGGCCUGGGACACUCUGGUGCAUCGUGAAUUGAAUAAUAACAAAGACAUGCAAUCAAAGAAAUUUUAUCGAACAAUUGUGUACAGUCGAAUUAACUUGAAAUUUUAGCCAUCUUUUAGAUUUACUCGCAGUGUGUAACGCUGUUACUGUAUCCACCCUUUUUGUAUGGGCAAAUCAUGAAUUUAAGAUUCUCUUAUUAAACAAAAGAAAUUCCCCAUUUCA
Xenia sp. Carnegie-2017 is the source of this 1907-nucleotide messenger RNA. RefSeq names its product G patch domain-containing protein 2-like. The transcript is spliced from 8 exons. The record is from RefSeq and is a predicted model, not a curated record. Gene Ontology annotation, molecular function: nucleic acid binding. Bases 173 to 1714 code for a protein of 513 amino acids. Lineage: Eukaryota; Metazoa; Cnidaria; Anthozoa; Malacalcyonacea; Xeniidae.